Molecule: messenger RNA, 389 nt
Organism: Acanthoscelides obtectus
Lineage: Eukaryota; Metazoa; Arthropoda; Insecta; Coleoptera; Chrysomelidae
Source: the annotation of a GenBank genome assembly
AUAUUAGCUACCCCAAUUUAAACCCUGAACUAGACGAUAUCUCAAUGAUUGUCAACUUGGACAAUGAAACAGAUCAACCUGACUGUCAGGAACUUCCUACCGUUGACAAUACAAAUACUGACAAAGAUAUAAUCAAUGAAACUGAACAAACUGACUACCACGAACUUCCUUUUGUUAUUGACAAAACCAAUACUAAUGAAGACGAACUUGACAAGGAUGAUGAAACCCGGCACUCUAAUAAUCAACACCCGGUUGUUACAAUUCCUAUAUCAGACCAACCAUUGAACUUUGGCCAAAAUCAGAUCAUUUUUGGUACACCUGGUGGGACAUUUGUUCGUCGUCGAGUAGGAGAAGAAUUCAAUCAGGAGUGUGAAACAUGGUGGCGGUAG